Messenger RNA from Neoarius graeffei (lesser salmon catfish), 2658 nucleotides. RefSeq names its product A kinase (PRKA) anchor protein 8-like (gene akap8l). Lineage: Eukaryota; Metazoa; Chordata; Actinopteri; Siluriformes; Ariidae. The transcript has 13 exons. Gene Ontology annotation, cellular component: nucleus. Bases 123 to 2147 code for a protein of 674 amino acids. The record is from RefSeq and is a predicted model, not a curated record. Gene Ontology annotation, molecular function: DNA binding.
CUUAUGCACCCUUUGUAGUGCACUAGAUAAUACAACAGCACGGUAUUUGAGGGUUAACCGCUAAGCCUUGUGUCUGUCUGGUCGGGCAUUUCGGAGUCGCAGCUGAAUUUCUUUCUGUGAAAAUGGACGGUCGCGGAUAUGGAUCAGGUUUCUCCAGCUGGGGUGGAGGAUCUUCUAGCAGAGGAUCUGGCGGCUACGACUUGUACGGCUAUAAAGACUCCAUGUCUGGAGGAUAUGGUGGAGGACAGAUGAAGAGAGGUCUGUCUGGGUCGCUCCUCUCCGGUGGGGGCAGUGCAGAUGACGUGAUUGCCAAGAUCAACCAGCGACUCGACAUGCUAACACAGUUAGAGGGAGGGAUGAAAGGAGGGGGUCGGAAUGAGCGGUUUGACCAGUACGAGUCUUUCGACUCGCGCUCCUCUGCCCUCGGCCCCCGCGAUCUCUACAGAUCUGGUAACCUUGUAUUUGGUGACUCCCGGGGCGACAUGAUGGCCCAGCGUGGAGGCAUGGGCUUUGGGGCGAUGGGUGGAGCUGGAGGGGGUGGUGGCUUUGGCGGCUCUGCCUCCCAUGGAAACGCCAAAAUGCGGCAUGUUCGAGAUGCUUUCUCAGUCUCCGGCUGGGGUGCGGGACAGAGGUCCCAGCACAGGGGCGGAGGGCCAGGCGGGCGCGGCUUUGGCCGUAGGCAGGAUUCCUCAAUGAUGGUUGGAGGUGGGCGGAGUGGGGGGCAAGGCCACUCCCCUUCAGGGCGAGGCAAGCUGCCGUCGCUCCUGAGCCACCGCAUGUACCCCGAAAGUGGGGGGUUCCAGCCUCAUCAUGGCUCCCAGGACUAUCCUGUGCGGCACUUCGGAGGGGGCAAAAACCUCAACCGACAACGCACCCGCAAGAGACCCCUCAACCGACAGCCGGUAAAACCUCAGCGUGAUGGACAGAAGAAGAGGAAGCAGACCCCAACUACAGCUGAUGAGCCCGAGUCGAAAAUGGGCAAGACCGAGUCUGAAGGAGACAAAGCCGACAAAGCUGAUACGGCUAAAGCAGCAGAGCCAAAAGAGAAGAGCGAUGAUGCAACUCCAGCCACUCAGGAGUCUGAAGCCGCGGCUGAAGGAGAGAGCGCGGAUCCAGCUGUUAAAGGAGAAACCUCUCAGUCAGUGGCAAAGCAGCAGGGGAAACAGACUCCUCCCUCUGCUUCGAAACUUAGAAAGAGGCGGGGCUUCUUUGAAAGUCGUGCAAUUUCCAGAGUGACGUUCGCGUGCUCCGUCUGCAAGUUCCGCUCGUUCUACAGCGAGGACUUGACCGCUCAUCUGGAGAGCAAAUUCCACAAAGAUCACUUCAGGUUCCUCUCCAGCCAGCUCUCCAAACCAACCACCGAGUUCCUGCAGGAAUAUAUCAAUGAUAAACAUAAGAAGACGGAUCAGAGAAUCAGUCAGCUGGAGAACCACAGCGCCACCAUCUGUCAGGUGUUGAGAGAGCAGGACCUGACCAGAGAGAUCGGUAUGGAGCACUUCAUGAAGAAGGUCGAGGCUGCGUACUGCUCAGCAUGUGAUCUCUACAUCCCCAUGCAGUUCAUACUCAUCCAGAAACACCUCAAAUCUCCUGAGCACAACUAUAACCGCAAGGGGAUGAUGGAGCAGUCAAAGAGGUCGAGUCUGUCUGUGGCCAGGAGCAUCCUCAACCACAAGGUCAUUGGCAAGAAGCUGGAGCGCUACCUGAAGGGUGAAAACCCCUUCACUGACACCCAAGAUGAUCAGGACCCUGAGGACUCGAUGAUGGAGGUGGCCGAUGGGGAUGCAGAGCAAAAACGGGAAGAGAAACAGGAAGAGGCGGAGCUUACGGAUGUAGUCGGGGAGCCUGACGUGUUAGGAAACGGUGAUGGACACGAAGAGGAAAUGAAGAUGGAAGAAGGUGGGGGAGGGGAGGAGGAAAGAGGUGAGGAAGGUGAGGAAGAGGGAGGGGAAAAGGAAGGUGAAGGAAGACAGGAGGAAGGUGAGGGAGAGGAGGAUGAGGAGGAUGGCGUGGAAGUGAAGGAGGAGGAGGAAGAGGAAGAUGGUGUGGAAGCAAAGGAGGAAGAGGAGGAGGAGGAGGUUGAUGGUGUGGUGGAGAACCUCCUGCAGGAGGCAGAUGAUGACUGUGGGAUACCUGUGAUUGAGGAUUAGACCUCUUCAGCGUGCUGAUGCUCCUCCAUGACUGAUCCAGGAUCAGCUGUUAGUGUUGUCGUUACACUGAUCUGAGAACAGUUUUAGAUGUGUAGUUGUUUGGGUAGAUGAAUCCACAUGCUGAUCCUGGAACAGCCCUGUUGAGAAAUUUGUGUAUCUGAAAUGAAUUUAUUAAAAAAAAAAAAACUGCACCAAUCCGGUCACACUGCUUUCUCUAUCUGGACCAAUUAAAUCAAAGCGCGCUCUCCUUUAGCCAAUCAGAUAUGAUUCUUAUUCUCUCUCUCUCUCGUCUGUAAAUCCACUGGGCAUGUUCUGUGUUCUGCAGGACCGCUUCCCCACACGUCACAUUUACAAUGAUGAGUUUGUUUUAUUUGUUGUGAAGACAUUUAAGAUGUCAAAUUUUUCUUUUUUUUAUUUAGUUUGUGUACAUGUGAUGCUGAAGAGGGAAACUCUCUCAAAUAUCUAAAACAUUGUUUUGCCUUCAGUUGAUGAUAAUAAAUGUUUAAAAUUA